This is a messenger RNA of Cordyceps fumosorosea ARSEF 2679, 1662 nucleotides long. Its product is annotated as Fructose-2,6-bisphosphatase. Gene Ontology annotation, cellular component: cytosol. Lineage: Eukaryota; Fungi; Ascomycota; Sordariomycetes; Hypocreales; Cordycipitaceae. Gene Ontology annotation, biological process: fructose metabolic process; fructose 2,6-bisphosphate metabolic process. The record is from RefSeq and is a predicted model, not a curated record. The coding region runs from base 1 to 1662 and encodes 553 amino acids. Gene Ontology annotation, molecular function: fructose-2,6-bisphosphate 2-phosphatase activity; ATP binding; 6-phosphofructo-2-kinase activity. The transcript has 6 exons.
AUGGAUACAUUGCUAACGGCCGAAAUUGCGGCAAAUGCGCCUCGGUACCGUCGAAAGAGCUCAACUUUCAUUGACGGCAUCCACGAUGUGACCGAAGACUCUAGCAUGGCUCCGGCCCAGCUUUACAGCACCAUGUCCGGUCGACUGUUCCACUCGGGCCGGAUAGCCAUUGUCAUGGUUGGGCCUCCUGCGAGGGGAAAGACCCACGUCUGUGUGUCGCUAGCUAGAUAUCUUGGGUGGCUAGGUGUCAAGACGCGUAUCUUCCACUUGGGCGACUAUCGACGAGCUACCAUCGGCCCUGAAAGCGCAGUUCCGAAAGACUACUUUUUCCCCGACGCCUCUCCAGAGUCGGUCAUCCUCCGCCAAAAAAUAUUGAAAAAGUGUCGCGAGGAUAUCUACGGCUGGCUCAACCACGAAAACGGGCAGGUUGCCAUAUACGAUGCUGUGAACCCGACGGCAAGCGGUCGCCGCUCCUUGGCAAAAGAACUGGCCAAGCAUGAUGUUCAAACCCUCUUCAUCGAAUCCUAUGUUGAUGACGAGCGAAUCCUCCGGGAGAACGCCAGAAACGUCAAGAUUUCCUCGCCAGAUUUUGCUGGAAUGGACCCCGACGAAGCUGCCAAGCUCUAUCUGAAGCGAAUCGAAGUUCGCAUUCCCGUGUUUGAAACCAUGGCUGAGGAAGAACUUAACUACAUUAAAAUGAUCAACGCCGGCGAAAAGUUCUUUUACAACAACGUCAACUUCAGCUACCUCUCCCACAGAAUCGUUUUCUAUCUGACAAACCUCCACAUCAAGGCUCGUAAGACAUUCUUUGUCCGCGCAGGCACUACCACGGACGAAGACUCACUCCGGGUAGAUGGUCCCCUGUCAGAUGCCGGCCGGGCCUACGCAAAGAGGAUGACGGAGACCAUACUCAAGCACCGCGAACAGGAACAUGCCGAGACGGGUGAGAGUGCAGCAUCGCUGCCGCCAUUGACAGUGUGGACUUCAACCCGCCUACGCACCAUUCAGACCGCAGACCCUCUGAGGGAGAUGAAUUACAAAGUUCGGCAAAGGUCACAGAUGAGCCAGCUCAACCCUGGCAUUUGCGAGAAACUGUCGGAGCGCGUCAUUCGGCAACUAUACCCCGAAGAAGUCGAGAAACAUGAAGUAGAUCCAUAUCAUCAUCGGCUGCUUCGCCAGUCAUAUCACGACCUCGCUGUGCGUCUUGAGCCCAUUAUCCUCGAGCUGGAGAGGGAGCAAAACGAUCUGCUCAUCAUCGCCCACGAGUCCGUCCUGCGUGUGCUCUACGCCUACCUGAUGCACUGCUCGACCGUCGAGAUCCCCGCGCUGCGCUUCCCGCGCGACGAGAUAAUCGAGAUCAUCCCCGCAGCGUACCAGAACGAGGCUCGUCGUAUCCACAUCCCCGGCCUCGACCCGGAGGCGAUCCUGGGCUCGCCCAGCGGCUUGGGCCUGCUCGCCGCCGGUAGCAGCGUGCCCCCCAGCGGUCCGGCCAGUCGCCCAGCCAGCCAGCCGGCGAGCGGCCAGAUGACGCCCCUGGCGGGAGCGGCGAUGGGGACGAUCUUGGGCUCUGCUGAGUCGACAGCGCCCUUGGAGAGACCCCCGGAGAGGGUUAUCAACAAGUCCAAGGAUACGGUCGCAGACAAGCUCAAUGACGAAGACUAA